Brassica oleracea var. oleracea is the source of this 435-nucleotide messenger RNA. RefSeq lists its product as uncharacterized. Lineage: Eukaryota; Viridiplantae; Streptophyta; Magnoliopsida; Brassicales; Brassicaceae. Bases 1 to 435 code for a protein of 144 amino acids. The transcript has a single exon. The record is from RefSeq and is a predicted model, not a curated record.
AUGCUACGCGCCGCCGGCAGAGGGUUGUUAGGCGCCGCCGGAAGAGGGAUGCUACGCGCCGCCGGACGUGCGAUGAAGAGGACCGGCGGAGUCAAGGGCGGAGUUAAAGAUCCCUUUGCUUCAUCAACGUCGACUCCAGCUGGGAACGCCUCUGUCUCGCUUGGUGGAGGGUAUGCCAAUAAAUUCGGAUCUUCUUCUGGGUCAAACAAUCUAAGGAUCACGGCAUCAGGGUCGCUAUUGAGUUUUCCGGUGGCUGCAACCUCCAGAUCAUGGAGCGGUGGCGCUUUUUCGUUUAACAGUUACGGCGCUUAUGAAGACUUUGAGUGGGUUACGGUGGAAGGAACCGACGAAGAAGAAGAAGAUGAUGAUUCUGUUUUUGGCUCUGUUCCUUCUGUUGAUGAAGUUGAAGAUGCUGUUUCUGCUCUCAAGCAGUAA